Corticium candelabrum is the source of this 4918-nucleotide messenger RNA. RefSeq names its product sushi, von Willebrand factor type A, EGF and pentraxin domain-containing protein 1-like. Gene Ontology annotation, molecular function: serine-type endopeptidase activity; serine-type endopeptidase inhibitor activity; protein binding. Gene Ontology annotation, biological process: proteolysis. The record is from RefSeq and is a predicted model, not a curated record. NCBI's taxonomy places the organism in Eukaryota, Metazoa, Porifera, Homoscleromorpha, Homosclerophorida, Plakinidae. The coding region runs from base 65 to 4729 and encodes 1554 amino acids. The transcript has 22 exons.
CUCAGAACAAAGGUUUGUAAAUGAUACGGCAGUUUACAGCUGUCAUUCCGGCUAUGACCUAAAUAUGGAUAAAAAGAUUCAAAGAUUUACUCGAAUUUGCUUACAAGCCGAUAACCCUCACGAAUGCAAAGGAACGUGGAGCGAAAAACAGCCAUGUUGUAUACCAAGGUCAUGUCCGGAUCCUAACAAUUCUAACUUCAGAAAUGGAAGUAUAGAGGGAAAUGCCUAUUUCUACCCCGAAACAAUCUUCCUAAAUUGCAGUGAAGGUCACGAGAUCGUCGGCGCAAGAUCCUAUUUUCAGUGCAAUCAAAGUGGCCAGUGGCAUGAAAUAUCAAAACCCAGUGACGAGGCAGCACAACAAGCCAAUGAGAGAAUCAACUCAGAACGUGAGAAAGUAAAAUCCUGCAUAUGGCCAAAGUCAAAUUCAAUUAAAACAAGGCACUUUCCCACCAACAUAAGACAAUUUCCUACUUGCCAACCUAAAGAUUGUAGGAAACCUGUUAUUGACAGUAACUGUACUCUGGUGUCAACGAGCUUCCAUUAUCCAAGCACAGUGAUGUUUGACCGCACCGAUGGAUACUGCGUUGUUGGUAGUACUAGCUCUCAAUGCAAUUCACAAGGACUUUGGUCAAAUGCGUCACCAACCUGUGAACGAAUUUAUUGUCCUCAAAUGAAGUAUAAUGCGACUGAAAUGUGGGUAACAAUAAAAAGAAAUGGACAAGCCAAAGACUGCCUUAAAUACAAGUUUUGCUACGGACAUACUGUUACCUUUGAUCCUCGCCCUGGUUACUCCCUCGACCGCAGCGUUCAACUCGUAUGUGAGCAAUACAAAUCAAGCCCUCAUCAAUGCGCGGGCUACUGGUAUCCCGACGAUCGACUACCACAACCUUUUGAAAAGAUUUGCCCUCCUCCUCCUGUAAAGAUCAAUAACGGACUUGUCCAAGGUAGUGAUUCUACCGUCGGAUCCACAAUCAGCUUCACCUGCUCAGCAGACUACGAGCUAAAGGAUGGUAGUAAUACAAGAAUAUGUUUGUCGUCGGGACAGUGGAGUGGAAUGCAACCAAGAUGUGAACACGUUUGCGCCAAAUAUGUGGCACAACCUGGCUCCGUUCAGUAUUGUACAGCAACAAGCGGAAAGGCAGAACUAGUCUGUCCAGGAAUAACUGAGUGUCCGUCAGACCUCACUCCCGUCUGCUCUAGUGAUACACAAACCUACGACAACCUUUGUCUUCUAAAAAUUUAUGGCUGCAGAAAGUACGGCGUCAACGAUACAACAACCGCUGUAGCAAACGACAACUGUCUAUUCGGUGGAAUUUGUACUGAACCGCAACCCAAACCAUCACCUGGAGAUCAGUGCAGACAAACUGCGUAUCGAUAUUUCUACAAUACUGAAACGUCAGAGUGUGAAUGGUACGCAAACGGACCCUGUUACAAAGGACAUAACAGUUUUUAUACAUUGGACGAUUGCAAAGAUCACUGUGAAACAAGUAAUCCUUGCAUUUCUAAAAUGGAUCCUGGCUUGUGCAAUCUUCAUCAGCUACGGUACUAUUACAACCUGACAGAAGAGAAGUGCAUGGAAUUUAACUAUUCAGGCUGCUAUGGAAAUGAAAACAAUUUUAUAUCAGAGUCAACGUGUGAAGCAAAAUGCAGCGGAGUUCGCAUCACUCCUACACCUGUCAUGAUGACUGCAGCUGUGUCAUGUGGACGACCUCCUUUGCUACUAAAUGGGAAAUAUGAAGGACACUUCUUUAGCUAUGGAGCCAUGGUACGCUACCACUGUAAUGUCGGAUACUGUCUAGCUGGAAACAAUACCUCCAUUUGUUUGAAAGAAGGUCAUUGGCAUUCAAACACACACAGAAAAUGUCAAAUUCUGAAAUGUCCCAAUUUACAAUCGAUAUCAAAUGGUUCAGUUUCGGUGUCGUCAAACUAUUUGGGCGGAACUGCUACAUACCGAUGCAAAACUGGCUUUGAUUUGAUUGGUUCACGUACAACAUCAUGCCAGAAACAUUCACCAGCGCAUUGCAGUUUGACAUGGACUGAACACCCACCAACAUGUAGAGGUAAAGAUUGCGGCGAUCCGGGUGACAUUAGUCGUGGAAGAAUAGCCGUGAUACAAGGAGACGGAAGGCGAUAUCCAAGUUACAUACAGUUUAUAUGUAAUCUAGGAUAUCAAAUUGUCGAAGGCACAGAGUUUAUGACGUGUUCAAGUUCACAAGUGUGGAAGGGAAAACGGCCAAAGUGUCAACCUGUUUAUUGUGGUGAGUUGAAACAACCCAAGAAUGGCGAAAUUAUCGUGAACAAAUUCUAUUUUGGAGAGUCCGCGACGUUUUCUUGCAAUAGAGGAUACAUGAUGAUAGGAAAAAAGACUUCAACGUGCGUGGCGUCUGGUACAUGGACUAAUACGUCACCCAAAUGUAUUGAAACUAGGUGUUUUCCAAUUCAAAGACAGAAACAUGGGCGUGUUGUUGGAACGGGCAACCAAAUUGGCUCUGUUCUUGUAUUUCAAUGUACGUUAGGAUAUGCCCUGAAGGGACCUUCAAAACUUCAUUGCGUCCAGACAAAAAAUUUACCAGCAAAAUGGAAUAUGCCAAUACCUGAAUGCCAAGCAAUGCGGUGCGAGCCCUUGCAACCUCCUGAAAACGGUUUUAUCAGUGGCAAAAGCAACACAUUUCCGAAUUAUGUUGUCUAUGCAUGUAAAGAAGGAUACAGACUUAUUGGAACAUCAAAGCGCAGCUGCAAUGCAUCUGGACAAUGGAAAGGAUUAGCACCAAAUUGCCAACGCAUUUCAUGCCCGCCAAUUCAAAACCCAUUAAAUGGCGAAUUGGUUAGCAAUAACUUUUCUAUAAACUCUACAGUUGAAUUUAUUUGUAAUGCCGGAUAUGCUGUGCGAGGUUCGUAUACGUCUACCUGCAUGGUUCAAGGAAUCUGGUCAAGUGAACCUCCAACAUGCCAACGUAUAAAAUGCGCAUCACUGCCUAGACCAAAGUUUGGUAAAGUAGUUGUUUCGCAAACUCAUGUCCGAAGCGUUGCUCGGUACUCUUGCAUAUUUGGGUACAGGCUCGUUGGCGUCACUCACAGACAAUGUACGCAAACCUCUCAGUUCACUGUGGAAGCAAUGUGGAGUCCUAAAUCUCCCAAAUGCAUUCCUGUGAGAUGUUCUACACUUCAUGCUCCAUUAAACGGAAAAAUUGUUGGUAGCAAAUUCUAUUAUCCACAUUUUGUGCUGUACUUAUGUGACUACGGAUACCAAAUACUGUCCGGAAAUAGCACUAGAAAAUGCAACGAAAUAGGAAAAUGGACAGGCAUCGCGCCAUUGUGCAAAGGUGUUUGUGAAGUUGCAAAACUGAACUGUUCAAACGCUCAGAUUUGUGCAGUGGACAGCGACGGCAGUGCAACGUGUGUAUGCAAAUCUCAGUCUGCUUGUCCAUUAGACGUCAGACCGGUCUGCGGUUCUGAUGGGCGAACUUAUAUAAACGAGUGUUUACUGGAAGUGGAAGCAUGUCUGUUUGGAUCAGAUUUAUUAAGAUCGAUUAGUCAAGGAGCGUGUGAAUUCUCUUGUCAUGUCUGCCAUUCCAAUGCUGAUUGUGUUGAAAAUACCAACUGUAGCUGCAAACCUCGUUUUGUUGGCGACGGAAGGAAAUGCUGUUUUGAAGAAUUGACCAACCAGGUGGCGUUACUUGGAUCUGCUGCAUGGUUCGAUUGCCAAGAAUCGUGCGAUCUUCCGUUUGGUUCAACUCAAUGGUACCUGAAUGGUCAACUUCUAGACCACUUGGAUACUAAGUCUAGAUUUGCGGUUUCAAUAAACGAACGAGGACUUGCCAUUACAAAACUAAAGUUAGAAGACAUUGGUGAGUAUACAUGCAAGGUGUCCAGUGACAGGAUCACUUACGAACGACAUGGACAUUUGGAUGUCAUCGAUCCAAGCAACCAAUUUUCGGCUAUUUCUCAAUGUUCAUCUGAUUGUGGCAAAAGUUGUGCUAGAAAGCCAUUUGUUGCUGGAGGCGACACGACUAGUCCUGGUGAAUUCCCAUGGCAAGCAAUGCUGUGUUCUCCUCGGUUGGGGCAACAUUGUGGAGGAGUUCUCAUUUCAGACAGAUGUGUGCUAACCGCAGCACAUUGCUUAAAGUAUCAGAGCAUUAAUAGAAAGACUAUCACUGUUUGCUUAGGCAAACAUUGUGGCAAUUGCUCCGAAUCUGAUUCUUUAUCCAAUUCCGUUUGUUCCAAUUCUUCGUCAAUAAUCAUCCAUCCAAAUUUUAAUCAAUCUUCUUUCGAUCAUGAUAUCGCCGUUUUGAAACUUGCUCGUCCGGUUAACUGCAAUUGUCGAACGAUCAUGCCAGUGUGUCUACCAGACAAGACAAGAGAUUCGUCAUUCAUCCGAGCUCAACAAAACGGCAUCGUCACUGGAUGGGGUCGCGUCAAUUCGACAGUCAGCAGAUCUAGAUGCUUACGUAAAGGCGACGUCAGGUUAAAAUCUCGCCGUCUUUGUCAAAUAAAGCAUCAAGGUUACCAAAUAACUGAAAACAUGCUGUGCGCUACUGAUUACAACGGUGCCUGUGAAGGAGACAGUGGCGGACCUCUGGUGGUAAAGAACAGAAAGUUUAAAGGUCGCUAUGUGUUGGCAGGAGUUGUGAGUUGGGGAAUCGGAUGUGGCGAUAAGACAAAGUUUGGAGUCUACACAAAUGUGAUCAGUCAUCUUGACUGGAUCAAGUCUACUUGUGGCAUCAAUUGAAUAUUGCAGUCUAUAGAGAGUUUCUCCAUACCAAGAAGACAAGAAAAUUUUGAUUUUUCGUUUUGCUUGUUGCAUGUUUUCGUUCGACUGUUUAGACGUCGAAAAUGUUGCUGAAUCGUCAAAACAAGAAUAUGGAAAAGUAUUCGCAAAAGCAGACGUAAUCUAAAUAUCAAGUAUCUUGUAACCUUA